Diospyros lotus (date-plum) is the source of this 3588-nucleotide messenger RNA. Its product is annotated as DNA mismatch repair protein MSH2. The record is from RefSeq and is a predicted model, not a curated record. NCBI's taxonomy places the organism in Eukaryota, Viridiplantae, Streptophyta, Magnoliopsida, Ericales, Ebenaceae. Gene Ontology annotation, molecular function: ATP binding; ATP-dependent DNA damage sensor activity; mismatched DNA binding. Gene Ontology annotation, cellular component: nucleus; MutSalpha complex. The transcript has 13 exons. Bases 178 to 3006 code for a protein of 942 amino acids. Gene Ontology annotation, biological process: mitotic recombination; mismatch repair.
GCCAUUUUCUUCCCGCCAAUUGCCGGCCUGAAGAAUCGUCUUCGUAUAAAUUGGAGCAAUUACCCAUCGGAAGAUGUAUAUAAUUCUGUAGUGUCGAGGUGUUCGGAGCGCUUGAAUCUUUACUUUUAACGUAAACCCUAGAAUCCAUCUCUGUAUCUUGCAGAUUAAAGCCCCAAAAUGGAGGGAGAUUUGCUGGAAAAGAACAAGCUUCCCGAGCUCAAACUCGAUGCUAAGCAAGCUCAGGGGUUUCUCUCGUUCUUCAAAACCCUACCGCAUGACGCUAAGGUGGUUCGGUUCUUUGAUCGCCGGGAUUACUAUACCUCUCAUGGCGAGAAUGCAACUUUCAUUGCAAAGACCUAUUACCAUACUACUACUGCUCUACGGCAACUGGGUAGUGGAUCUGAUGCUAUUUCUAGUGUUAGUGUAAGUAGAAAUAUGUUUGAGACCAUUACCCGUGAUCUUCUCUUGGAGAGAGCAGACCAUACUCUAGAGCUGUAUGAAGGAAGUGGGUCAAAUUGGAGACUAACAAAACGUGGUAGCCCUGGAAAUUUAGGCAGUUUUGAAGACAUUUUGUUUGCUAACAAUGAUAUGCAGGAUUCUCCUGUGAUUGUUGCCCUCAGUCCCAACUUCUGUGAAAAUGGGUGCACUGUAGGAAUGGGCUAUGUUAACCUUACUAAAAGAGUAAUAGGUCUGGCUGAAUUUCUUGAAGAUAGCCACUUCACAAAUGUGGAGUCAGCUUUAGUUGCUCUUGGUUGCAAGGAAUGCCUUUUGCCCCUUGACAGUUCCAAAUCCAUUGAAUGUAAACCUUUACAUGAUGCUUUGUCAAGAUGUGGUGUGAUGCUAAUGGAAAGAAAGAAAAGCGAGUUUAAAGGAAGGGAUUUAGUGCAGGAUCUUGGUAGGCUUGUGAAAGGUUCUAUUGAACCAGUUCGGGAUUUAGUAUCUGGCUUUGAAGUUGCUUCUGGGGCUUUGGGUUCAUUGCUGUCCUAUGCAGAAUUACUUGCUGAUGAGAGCAACUAUGGAAAUUAUAGCAUCCAACAAUAUAAUCUACACAGCUAUAUGAGGUUAGAUUCUGCUGUAAUGAGGGCUCUGAAUGUGGUGGAGAGCAAAACAGAUGCAAACAAAAAUUAUAGCUUGUUUGGUCUUAUGAAUAGAACCUGUACUGCAGGGAUGGGUAAAAGAUUACUGCACAUGUGGCUCAAACAGCCAUUGUUAGAUGUGAAUGAAAUCAACUCAAGGUUAGAUUUGGUACAAGCAUUUGUAGAGGAUACUGCUCUUCGCCAGGGGUUGAGACAGCACUUGAAACGAAUUUCUGACAUUGAGCGAUUGAUGCGCUUUGUUGAGAAGCGUAGAGCUAACUUACAGCACAUAGUAAAGCUUUAUCAGUCAAGCAUUAGACUUCCAUACAUUAAAAGUGCAUUGAAAGGGCAUGAUGGACAGUUUUCAGCACUUGUCAAGCUAAGGUAUCUGGAUGAACUGGAUGUCUUGACUGAUGACAAUCACUUGAAUAGGUUCAUUGCUCUUGUGGAAGCUGCUGUUGACCUUGAUCAACUUGAAAAUGGGGAGUACAUGAUUUCAUCUAGUUAUGACCCAAGAUUAUCUGAACUCAAGAAUGAGCAAGAAUUAUUGGAAAGUCAAAUACAUAAUUUGCACAAACAAACAGCUAAUGACCUUGACUUGGCUGUAGAUAAGACUCUCAAGUUAGAUAAGGGCACACAGUUUGGACACGUCUUCAGAAUUACAAAGAAGGAAGAACCAAAGAUUAGGAAAAAGCUCAACACCCACUUCAUUGUUCUUGAAACUCGGAAGGAUGGGGUGAAGUUUACAAAUGCAAAGCUAAAGAGGUUAGGGGACCAAUACCAAGAGAUUGUUGAGAAUUAUAAGAGUUGUCAAAAGGAGUUGGUUGCCAGGGUAGUUCAAACUGCUGCAACUUUUUCUGAGGUUUUUGAGUCUUUAGCUGCGUUGCUUUCUGAAUUGGAUGUCUUGCUCAGUUUUGCUGAUCUGGCUGCUAGCUCUCCCAGUCCCUACACAAGGCCAGAGAUUACCCCGUCGGAUGUUGGAGAUAUUAUAUUAGAAGGGAGUAGACAUCCUUGUGUCGAGGCACAAGAUUGGGUGAAUUUUAUACCAAAUGAUUGUAGACUUGUUAGGGGAAAAAGUUGGUUCCAGAUUAUCACAGGGCCCAAUAUGGGUGGAAAAUCCACAUUUAUUAGACAGGUUGGUGUGAACAUCUUGAUGGCACAGGUUGGCUGUUUUGUUCCUUGUGACACAGCUAGCAUUUCUGUUCGUGAUUGCAUAUUUGCCCGUGUGGGUGCAGGGGACUGCCAGCUACGUGGAGUUUCUACCUUUAUGCAAGAAAUGCUCGAGACUGCUUCAAUUCUUAAAGGAGCCACAGACAAGUCACUGGUAAUAAUUGAUGAGUUGGGACGUGGAACAUCAACAUAUGAUGGAUUCGGUUUGGCUUGGGCCAUUUGCGAGCAUCUUGUUGACAUCAUUAAAGCACCAACUUUGUUUGCAACCCAUUUCCAUGAACUCACUGCAUUAGCUCAUGAAAGUGUAGAUCGUGAGGUUGCUUCAAGGAGAAUUGUUGGUGUUGCAAAUUAUCAUGUCAGUGCACACAUUGACUCAUCAAGUCACAAGCUGACCAUGCUUUACAAGGUUGAACCAGGUGCUUGCGAUCAAAGUUUUGGUAUUCAUGUUGCUGAAUUUGCAAACUUCCCUCAAAGUGUUGUAAGCCUUGCUAGAGAAAAGGCUGCAGAGUUGGAAGAUUUCUCACCUAUCACUCUAAUUUCAAGUGAUGCUAAACAAGAGGUUGGAUCCAAACGAAAGAGAGAGCAUGACCCUGAUGAUAUAUCAAGAGGUGCUGCUCGGGCUCACCAGUUCUUGAGAGAUUUUUCUGAAUUGCCCCUAGAGAACAUGGACUUGAAGGAUGCAUUGGAACAGGUGCAUAAAUUGAAGAAUGACUUAGAGAAGGAUGCUGUGAACGCUCUCUGGCUUCAGCAAUUCCUAUAAUUUCUCCCACCCCCUGGCUUCAGCAUUUAUUCUUUUACCCUCAAAAAGCCCUUUACUCUUGCCACAUUUGGAUGUUUGCAUAGCCUUGAUGCUGUAAAUGUGAUGGCCGGCAACGGUUAACUCUCAAGCAGGCUCUUGGGGAGCUCAAGACCUUGCCAACUUCUCUACUUGUGCCUCCUUUCGGCAUCUUUUGUGAGAAGUCUUCAGAUUGACUAGUUCUCAUCCAUCCCCAAUUCUUCCGUUUCUCGCUCCAGCACACGGACCCGGUGAUUGCGUACGUACUCGUCUAGGUUCUCAAUGGGCGUGAAAAGAAUGAACUGGGUAAUUUUCUGUUUUUUGGGUCUGCAUGGUCUUACAUGGGAAGUUAACCGUCGGGGGGGGGGGGGAAAUGAAUGCCUCUUGUAUAGGUUUCACAUCUUAACAUAGCCAUUGUCUUAAACAAUGGCUUCUCAGUCCCACUGCUGCUAUUGUGAGUUUUUACAUAUUUUGUCCAUUGAAGUAUGCUUGUAUUAUGGAUUUAUCUAAUGUCAAUCUGAUAAUUUGCUUUGAAGGGAAAGUGGAAGAGGACUGCAUUAUGGGAUU